Messenger RNA from Juglans microcarpa x Juglans regia, 2972 nucleotides. Its product is annotated as multiple RNA-binding domain-containing protein 1. The transcript has 16 exons. Lineage: Eukaryota; Viridiplantae; Streptophyta; Magnoliopsida; Fagales; Juglandaceae. The coding region runs from base 138 to 2681 and encodes 847 amino acids. Gene Ontology annotation, molecular function: RNA binding. The record is from RefSeq and is a predicted model, not a curated record.
CAGAACCCACUUCACUAAUCCCACCUUUUGACUGCCUUGAGAAACCCUAAGAGUGGCAUAUGGUAAGCCGUGUGACACCAGCCUCGCCGGAAACAGUGUAAGAACCUGUGGACCAGCGAUAAGAAGAAGGUAGAGCAAUGGAGGAUGACUUUAAGACCUCCACUGUGCAUCCGCCGCUCGGGUCUCGGAUUUGUGUGAAGAGUUUGCCAAAAUAUGUGGCGGAGGACCACCUUCGAGAAUUGUUUUCUCAGAAAGGAGAAAUUACGGAUGCAAAGAUAAUGAGAACCAAGGAUGGUAAGAGUAGGCAGUUUGCUUUUAUUGGGUUCCGGACAGAGCGUGAAGCUGAAGAUGCUAUCAAAUACUUUAACAAGUCUUACAUUGAUACUUGUAGGAUUACUUGUGAGAUUGCUCGUAAAGUUGGGGAUCCAGAUAUUCCUCGUCCUUGGAGUCGGCAUUCUUUGAAAAAAGAAGAUAAAAGAACUGAUGAGGAGACAAAAAUUGCUGGUUCUAAAAACUCAAGCCUUGCAGGAUCUAAAGGAGAGAGAGAGAAUCUUAAAAAGAGUUGUGAGAAUGAUGACCCUAAACUUCAAGAGUUUCUUCAGGUCAUGCAGCCACGUGUGAAGUCAAAAUUGUGGGCCAAUGAUACAUUAAUAACAUCUACAGCUGACCAAAAUGGUGAUGUCAGCAAGAGGGAAACUCAAGAAAAGGAGGAACGCAAAAAGAAAUCAGUUCCAGUGCACAUUGAGCUAGACGAGUCUGACAUUUCUGAUAAUUAUGAAGCUGAAAAAUCACCUAGUCUUGGUCAUGAUGAAGUCAUUUCAGAUAUGGAUUACUUCAAGAGCAGAGUAAAACAAAAAUGGUCAGACUCAGAAAGUAGCGACGAUGAUCACGACAAUGAUGACAAAGAGGAUGAAGAGGAAGGCCUUGAGAGCCAGGAUACUCAUGAAGUAGAGGAUAAAGAGGAAGGCCUUUCACAGGACCCUGAUGGUAAAAUACCUAAAUCAUGUCACCCAUCAUCAAGUUUGAAAGAUGAUAAAGAUGAAGUUCUUGAGACUGGUCGCCUUUUUGUCCGCAAUCUGCCAUAUACUGCAAUUGAGGAGGAUCUGGAAGGCCAUUUUAGUAAAUUUGGUGAUGUCUCACAGGUCCAUAUUGUUAUUGACAAAGAUACAAAACGGUCCAAAGGAAUAGCUUAUAUUCAUUAUGCAGUUCCAGAAUCUGCAGUGAGGGCAUUAGAAGAAUUAGACAAUUCAAUUUUUCAAGGCAGAUUAUUGCAUGUUAUGCCAGCAAAACAAAAAAAAAAAUUCCGAGCAGCAGGAGUAAGUAGCAUUGACGUUCAAACUUCAAAAACUUUUAAGCGAAAAAGGGAGGAAGAGCGGAAGGCAUCUGAAGCUAGUGGAGAUACUAGAGCAUGGAACAGCUUGUUCAUGCGCCCUGAUACAGUUGUCGAAAACAUUGCUAGGAAAUAUGGUGUAAGUAAGAGUGAUUUACUUGAUCGGGAGGCUGAUGAUCUUGCUGUACGUAUAGCUUUGGGAGAAACUCAAGUGAUUGCAGAGACUAAAAAGGCUCUUACAAACGCUGGAGUAAAUGUAGCAUCUUUAGAGGAUUAUGCUGCUGGGAAAGUUGAUAGUGUGAAAAGAAGCAAGCACGUUCUGUUGGUGAAGAAUUUGCCUUAUGGUUCUUCUGAAAAUGAAUUGGCGAAGAUGUUUGGCAAAUUUGGGGGUUUGGACAAAAUUAUUAUCCCUUCAACAAAAGCAUUGGCCUUGGUUGUAUUUCUUGAACCAGCUGAAGCUCGUGCAGCUUUUAGAGGUUUGGCGUACAAGCGCUACAAGGAUGCUCCACUAUAUUUGGAAUGGGCUCCUGCAAAUAUUCUUAAUCAAAGUUCAAUAUCCAAGACUGAUGAAAAGAACAAUGCCAUUGGUGAGCAUGAUGCCAAGAGGAUCAUGCUAGAGCAACAAGUGGAAGGAUUUAUUGACAUGGAUAUUGAUUCUGAUAGAAUUGAGUCGCGAUCUCUAUUUGUCAAGAACCUGAAUUUUAAGACAUCUGAUGAGAGUUUGAAAAAGCAUUUUAUUGAACACGUGAAGAAGGGAAGGAUUUUAAGUGUCAAGGUGAAGAAGCACUUGAAAAAUGGGAAGAAUGUGUCAAUGGGUUUUGGUUUCAUUGAGUUUGAUUCCGUUGAGACAGCCGCCAAUGUUUGUACAGAUUUACAGGGAACUAUUUUGGAUGGACACGCACUUAUCUUACAACUUUGCCAUGCUAAGAAAGAUGAACGGGUGCAGAGAACAGUGGAGACGGAUAAGAGUUCAACUAAAUUAGUUGUAAGAAAUGUGGCAUUUGAGGCAACAGAUAAAGAUCUGAGACAGCUAUUUAAUCCAUUUGGCCAGAUUAAGAGCCUAAGGCUUCCAAAGAAGUUUGGACAUCAUAGAGGGUUUGCAUUUGUGGAGUAUGUUACAAAGCAAGAGGCACACAAUGCGCUUCAAGCGCUUUCAAGCACACAUCUCUACGGUCGGCAUCUGGUUCUCGAGAGAGCAAAGGAAGGUGAGAGCUUGGAAGAAUUGCGAGCUAGAACAGCUGCUCAAUUUGCUGAAACUGGGCUUCAGAAUCCAACCAGUUUAUCCAAGAAGAGGAAGCACAUGGCUGUAUUGGAUGAAGAAACAAUGAGGUUUGAAAAGAGUGCCGAUUAGCAUUAUAAAUUAUAAGUUGAGAUAAGUUGGGAUUAGUCGGGAUGCCAUUCCGGACACCCGGUGCCUAUACAAAAGAAAAAGAAAAAAAAGUUGGUAGAGAUAUAGAAGAUCCGGUUAGGUUCUUUUCCAUCAUUGCCCUGUAUUAUUAUAGUUAAUUAAUUGAGGUGUAAAUUGCGGUUUUUUUUCUUGGGGCCUCCAUGUAACUCUUCUUUUGUUGUUCCCAUUUUUGCUUGUCUGAUUUCGCAGAUACUUGUCUGAUUUUGUUAUUAUUAUUUUAAUUUUUGUAACUCA